UAAAAAAUAAAAAGCAAACAAUACCAUUAAUCUUGAUUCUCCACCAAUGAGCUUUGCACAUGUAUAAAAGCCACCACAUUCCUCACAAUUACACAACCAUAACUCAAGCUUUUGGGAUUAAGAAGAUGAAUAGAAAGCCAGGAGAUUGGAACUGUAGGUCAUGCAGCCACCUUAACUUCAGCCGCCGUGACUCAUGCCAGCGAUGCAGCGAGCCAAGGUCAGCCAAUGAUCGUGGAGACUACGCUAGCUUCGGCGGUGGCCGUAGCAGUGGUGGUUCAUCGUUUGGCUUUACUGGGUCUGAUGUUAGGCCUGGAGACUGGUACUGCUCAUGCGGAGCUCAUAACUUCGCAAGUCGCUCCAGUUGCUUCAAGUGCGGCGCGUUCAAAGAAGACUCAGCCAUGGCUGGUGGCAGUGGGGGCUUUGAUGGUGAUAUGCCGCGUAGAGGCUAUGGUUUCGGUGGUGGUGGUGGUGGACGCGCUGGUUGGAAGUCCGGCGACUGGAUUUGCACUAGGUCUGGAUGCAACGAGCAUAACUUUGCAAGCAGGAUGGAAUGCUUUCGAUGCAAUGCACCGAGGGAUUCCGGGACUGAAGCCUGAAAUGAAGUGAAAGGGAGAUGAGAUGAUUCAUAAGCUAUGUAUGGUAGUUAUUGAACUCUCUCAACUUCAGUCCUGUCUUGAGUGUUCUUUUUUCUUUCUUUUUUUUUUUUAUCUUUGCGUUUUGUUGGCUUUUUAAAGUUGUACUCCUAUCACUCUGCUUUAGAAGUAUAAUCUUGUACUAGUGUUUGUGGCUUUGAAUGCUUGUAAGGGUGUUGAUAUAUAUGCUUCCUUCAAGUGCUAAUGAAUUAAUGGUCCCUCGUUUCUUUGCAAUGGAGAUUAUAUAACAUGCUUUUAAUUAGUUCAU
This is a messenger RNA of Dioscorea cayenensis subsp. rotundata (Guinea yam), 900 nucleotides long. Its product is annotated as TATA-binding protein-associated factor 2N-like. Bases 60 to 596 code for a protein of 178 amino acids. Gene Ontology annotation, molecular function: mRNA binding. Gene Ontology annotation, cellular component: cytoplasm. The transcript is spliced from 4 exons. The record is from RefSeq and is a predicted model, not a curated record. Lineage: Eukaryota; Viridiplantae; Streptophyta; Magnoliopsida; Dioscoreales; Dioscoreaceae.